Messenger RNA from Colletotrichum lupini, 801 nucleotides. RefSeq names its product minor allergen Alt a 7. Gene Ontology annotation, molecular function: FMN binding; NAD(P)H dehydrogenase (quinone) activity. The transcript is spliced from 4 exons. Bases 1 to 801 code for a protein of 266 amino acids. The record is from RefSeq and is a predicted model, not a curated record. Lineage: Eukaryota; Fungi; Ascomycota; Sordariomycetes; Glomerellales; Glomerellaceae.
AUGGCUCCCAAGAUUGCCAUCGUCUACUACUCCAUGUACGGCCACAUCCGCCAAUUGGCCGAGGCCGAGAAGAAGGGCAUCGAGAAGGCCGGCGGCACCGCCGACCUCUUCCAAGUCGCAGAGACCCUCCCCGAAGAGGUCCUCACCAAAAUGGGCGCCCCCCCAAAAGCAACAGACGUCCCCGUCCUAGACGACCCCGCCACCCUCGAAUCCUACGACGCCUUCCUCCUCGGCAUCCCAACCCGCUACGGCAACUUCCCCGCCCAGUGGAAGGCCUUCUGGGACAAGUCCGGAAAGCAGUGGUCCACGGGAGGCUACUGGGGCAAGCUCGCCGGCCUCUUCAUCUCCACCGCCUCCCUCGGCGGAGGUCAGGAGUCCACCGCCAUCGCCGCCAUGUCGACGUUCGCCCACCACGGCAUCAUCUACGUUCCGUUCGGGUACGCCAAGGCCUUCCCGCUCAUGGCGGACUUGUCCGAGGUCCACGGUGGUGGCCCCUGGGGCGCGGGUACUUUCGCGGGCGCUGAUGGAUCGCGCCAGCCUUCGGCGAAGGAGCUGGAGAUUGCUACGAUCCAGGGCGAGGCAUUUUACCAAACUGUCGCCAAGCACAGCGGUGGCGCUACCGCCGUUGCGAAUGGGGUGAACGGAUCCGAGAAGCCGGCGGCGGCGAAGGCGGACCCCGCGGCUCCGGCAGCAAAGGAGCCGGCCCCGGCGACGGAGACCCGAAAGGCCCCUCAGGAGUUGGACGACAAGGAUGUCAAGGCCGGACCGUGCGGUCUGCCCAGCAAAUGUGUCGUGCAAUAA